Cynoglossus semilaevis (tongue sole) is the source of this 1405-nucleotide messenger RNA. Its product is annotated as cullin-3-like. Gene Ontology annotation, molecular function: ubiquitin protein ligase binding. The coding region runs from base 138 to 1298 and encodes 386 amino acids. Gene Ontology annotation, biological process: ubiquitin-dependent protein catabolic process. Lineage: Eukaryota; Metazoa; Chordata; Actinopteri; Pleuronectiformes; Cynoglossidae. The transcript has a single exon. The record is from RefSeq and is a predicted model, not a curated record.
AUGACACAUAAAAGGCAGCUUCCCACAGAUUCCUUUUAAGUAGAGAAAUAAAUCAGCGUAGCAACAGAACAACAGAGAUGCCACUGAUUUAAAGCAACAGCAAAGACUAACUGGAGGAACGUUGCAACAAACUAAUCAUGUCCAACCUCAAAGGCAGCACCAAAAAGACCAACAAGAUGAGGAUCCAAGCUGUUCCAAUGACAAUAGAUGAGAAAUAUGUGAAUAACAUCUGGUACUUUCUGAGGAACGCAAUCCAGGAUAUCCAAAGGAAGAACAACAGGGAUCUGAGAUUUGAAGAGCUGUACAGAAAUGCUUAUACCAUGGUUCUACACAAGCAGGGGGAGAAGCUGUACACGGGUUUGAGGGAGAUUAUCACCGAGCACCUCCUUGAUAAGGUAGUGGGCAACGUCCUAAACUCUCUGAAUACUAACUUUCUGCAAACACUUAAUCUGGCUUGGGAUGACCAUCAAACUGCCAUGGUAAUGAUCAGAGACAUCCUGAUGUACAUGGACCAGGUCUAUGUUCAACAAAACAAUAUGGAGAAUGUCUACAACCUGGGCCUCAUCAUAUUCAGGGACCACGUGAUUCACGAUGGAUGUAUUCAAGAGCACCUGCACCAAACUUUAUUGGACAUGAUUGCACGAGAGAGAAAUGGCGAGGUUGUAGACCGGGAAGCUAUUAGAAACACCUGUCAGAUGCUACUAAUUCUCAGCCUGGAUGGUAGGUCCGUGUACGAGGAGGACUUUGAAGGACCCUUCUUAGACAUGUCAGCUGAAUUCUUUCAAAUAGAGAGCCAACGUUUUCUUGCUGAAAACGACGCCUGUCUCUACAUAAAGAAGGUAGAAGCCAGGAUUAACGAAGAGCUGGAACGUGUCCGGCACUGCUGCGACAAGUCCACAGAAGAACCUAUUAUGAAACUGAUAGAACGGGAGCUCAUAUGUAGACACAUGAAAACGAUUAUAGAAAUGGAAAAUUCUGGCUUUGUCCAUAUGCUUAAGACGGGUAAAACUGAAGACAUGGCGUGCAUGUACAAGCUGUUCAGUGGCGUUCCCAAUGGGUUGAAGACAAUGUGUGACUCCAUGAGUUCCUACUUGAGGGAACAAGGGAAAGCUCUGGCCAAUGAAGGAGAGGGUGACAACCGCGUGGACUACAUCCAAAAUGUACAGGACCUGAAAGCACAAUUUGAUCAUUUCCUCACAGAGUCUUUCAACAAUGACAGACAAUUCCAGCAAACUAUAGCCAGCGACUUUGAGCAUUUUCUUUCUCGUAAUUCUGGUGUACCAGUCACGUUUAAUUGAUAACCAGAUGGAUAAUGGAAUCAAUGUAUCUUAAAAGCAAAAGAGUCUUCACCAUAGCAAGAAGGAACUUCUUGGAAAACCUGCUUUGAAGCAAUAAUGGGAAUGUA